This is a messenger RNA of Diplodia corticola, 1827 nucleotides long. RefSeq names its product carnitine o-acetyltransferase. The record is from RefSeq and is a predicted model, not a curated record. The coding region runs from base 1 to 1827 and encodes 608 amino acids. Gene Ontology annotation, molecular function: carnitine O-acetyltransferase activity. The transcript has 3 exons. Lineage: Eukaryota; Fungi; Ascomycota; Dothideomycetes; Botryosphaeriales; Botryosphaeriaceae. Gene Ontology annotation, biological process: carnitine metabolic process. Gene Ontology annotation, cellular component: peroxisome; mitochondrion.
AUGGCUUCCGUGCGGAAACAGUCCUCCUUGCCUGCUGGCUACAAGGAGGACCUCAGCAAAGGCCGCAUGCUCCGCUUCGAGGAGUCCCUGCCCCGCUUGCCUGUGCCCACCCUCGAGGAGACCGCAAAGCGCUACCUCAAGUCCGUACACCCCUUGCUCAACACCACCGAGUACGAGAACACAAAGAAGGCCGUUGAGGAUUUCGUUCAGCCUGGCGGCGUGGGCGAAACUCUCCAGAAGCGCCUGGUUGCCAGGCGCGAGGAUUCCAGCGUCAAGAACUGGAUAUACGAGUGGUGGAACGAUGCCGCCUAUCUGGCCUACCGGGACCCUGUCGUGCCGUAUGUGAGCUACUUCUACUCCCAUCGCGACGACCGCAAACGCCGCGAUCCUUCGAAGCGUGCCGCAGCCAUCACGACCGCCGUGCUGGAGUUCAAGAAGCUCGUCGAUACCAAGGAGCUGGAGCCCGAGUACAUGAAGAAGCUGCCCAUCGCCAUGUCCAGCUACGAGUACAUGUUCAACUGCUGCCGUAUCCCCGCUAAGCCCGCCGACUACCCCCAGAAGUAUGACGAGGCCAACAACAAGCAUAUCGUCGUCGUCCGCAAGAAUCAAUUCUUCAAGGUCGAUCACGAGGUCGACGGCAGGCAGCUCACCACCGCCGAGCUGGAGCAGACAUUCAAGAGAAUAUACCAGAAGGCCGAGAAAGCACCCGCUGUUGGCCUCUACACCAGCCAGAACCGAGACGUGUGGACUGAGGUUCGCGAACGUCUCAUUGCCGCCCACCCCUCCAACGAGGGUGUUCUCAAGGCCAUCGAGUCAGCUUCUUUCGUUGUUUGCCUUGACGAUGCCUCGCCUGUGACCCUCGAGGAGCGCGCGCGCCAGUACUGGCAUGGCGAUGGUGCCAACCGCUGGUUCGACAAGCCGCUUCAGUUCAUCGUCAACGACAACGGCACUUCUGGCUUCAUGGGCGAACACAGCAUGAUGGAUGGCACGCCCACGCAUCGCUUGAACGACCACAUCAACAUGCUGAUUACUACAAACGCGCUGCCCUUCGAUGACCCAUCUGUCCGCUCUAACUUACCGGAACCCAUCCCUCUGGACUUCAAGCUCAACACCCGCCUGCAGAAUGACAUCCGCGACGCGCAAAAGCAUUUCGAUGGCCAAAUUGGCGCGCAUGAGCUCCGUGUUCAGGCAUACCAGGGCUACGGCAAGGGUCUGAUCAAGAAGUUCAAGUGCUCGCCAGACGCAUACGUGCAGAUGCUUAUCCAACUGGCCUACCACAAGUUCUAUGGCAAGAACAGGCCAACCUACGAAUCCGCCGCUACACGUCGCUUCCAGCAGGGCCGCACCGAGACCUGCCGCACCGUGUCGGACGAGAGCGUGGCCUUCUGCUCAGCCAUGGCCGAUCACUCCGUUUCGCCCGAGAAGUGCCGUGAGCUCUUCCGUGCCGCCCUCGACGCCCAUGUCAAAUACAUUACCGAUGCCAGCGAUGGCCGUGGUGUUGAUCGCCACCUGUUCGGCCUGAAGAAGUGCUUGCAGCCAGGCGAGGACGUGCCGUCCAUCUACAACGAUCCGACCUUUGCCUACUCGUCGCACUGGUUCAUCUCCAGCUCCCAGCUCAGCUCGGAGUACUUCAAUGGCUACGGCUGGAGCCAGGUCGUGGACGAUGGCUGGGGAAUCGCCUACAUGAUCAACGAGAACAGCAUCCAGUUCAACGUGGUUUCCAAGAACUUGGGCUCGGAGCGCAUGUCUUUCUAUCUCAAUGAGGCUGCUGGCGACAUCAGGGACGUCAUGCUUCCUUCUCUCGAGGCGCCUAAGGCGAAGUUGUAA